Messenger RNA from Ornithorhynchus anatinus (platypus), 873 nucleotides. RefSeq names its product potassium calcium-activated channel subfamily M regulatory beta subunit 3 (gene KCNMB3). The coding region runs from base 1 to 873 and encodes 290 amino acids. The record is from RefSeq and is a predicted model, not a curated record. Lineage: Eukaryota; Metazoa; Chordata; Mammalia; Monotremata; Ornithorhynchidae. Gene Ontology annotation, molecular function: calcium-activated potassium channel activity; potassium channel regulator activity. Gene Ontology annotation, biological process: potassium ion transport; detection of calcium ion. Gene Ontology annotation, cellular component: voltage-gated potassium channel complex; membrane. The transcript is spliced from 4 exons.
AUGCAGCCAUUCGGCAUGCCCAUUCAGAUAACGCUUCAGGGCGGCCGGAGGCACCAGAUAAGGGGACACUUUUCUGCUGCUCUUGAGAAGAAAAGUAAAAUCGGUGAUGGGGACAAAACACCAGAAAAAAACAAGAAGUUGCCAUCAAAUGCCGGAGAAGAGAGAGCUGUGUUCCUUGGAUUUGCAAUGAUGGGCUUCUCAGUCCUUAUGUUUUUCUUGCUUGGAAUCACCAUCCUACAGCCUUUUAUGCUCAGCACUCAGAGAGAAGAGUCAAACUGCACCGCCAUCCGAGUGCACAUCGUGGAUGUUUGGCUGGACUGCUCUUCCAUCUGUGCUGCCGAUUGCUGGCAGCGGGGGAAGUACCCGUGUCUUCAGGUGCUUGUCAACCUCUCCCAUUCUGCCCAGAAAGUUCUUCUGUAUUACAAUGAAGAAGCUGUUCAACUCAACCCCAAGUGUUUUUACACCCCGAAGUGCCAUCGGGCUAGGAAUGAUUUACUCGACAGUGCUCUGGACCUAAAGAACUUCUUUGAUCAAAAAAAUGGCACUCCUUUCUCCUGCUUCUACAGGUCUGACAGCAAGUCGGAAGAUGUCAUUUUGACCCAAAAGUAUGACAAAAUGGCCAUCUUCCAUUGUUUAUUCUGGCCCUCAUUAACUUUGCUAGGUGGGGCCUUGAUUGUUGGCAUGGUGAAAUUAACCCAGCAUCUAUCGUUCCUCCGUGACAAAUAUCCAGUGGCAAUAAAGGAGGCUAACUGCCUCACAUCACAAGCAGAACUGCGUAGACAUAAAAUGUCUAGGAAGACGGAAAGAAAGGAUAAGGGAAUUUUACGAUGGGAGCUCAAUUCGCAAAUCAGCCACCACAGUCUGCUUCUCUGA